Molecule: messenger RNA, 1236 nt
Organism: Prunus mume (Japanese apricot)
Lineage: Eukaryota; Viridiplantae; Streptophyta; Magnoliopsida; Rosales; Rosaceae
Product: GDSL esterase/lipase At1g29670-like
Molecular function (GO): hydrolase activity, acting on ester bonds
Source: RefSeq, a predicted model, not a curated record
CUUUCUUUCUAAUCCUUAUAAUUAGCAGCUUACAAUUCUUUGAUAAUGGCGACGAAUGACACAGUAAUAUGGACGUUGAUGAUUGUUGUUUUGGUGGUUUUCAUAUCACAAUCUUGUGUUCAUGGAGAAUCGCAAGUGCCUUGUUUUUUCAUUUUUGGUGAUUCAUUGGCGGAUAAUGGCAACAACAACCACCUCAAGACCCCGGCUAAAGCCAAUUACCUGCCUUAUGGAAUUGAUUUUCCAAAGGGACCAACGGGAAGAUUUACCAACGGUCGAACCUUCGUUGAUAUAAUAGCUGAACUUUUGGGUUUUGAGAACCCCAUCCCAUGCUUUGCAACUACCAGGCGGCCCAAGGACAUGGUUAGAGGUCUGAAUUAUGCAUCUGGCUCAGCAGGACUGCGAGAUGAAACUGGCACCCAUAUGGGGGCUAAUGUCAACUUGAAUAAGCAGCUGCUGAAUCACAAAGCUACAGUCAAGCACAUUGCUUCUGUGAUGGGGCAUAAACAAUCAUCUAAUAAGCACUAUUUAAACAAGUGCUUAUAUUCAGUUGGAAUGGGUAGCAAUGACUACAUGAACAAUUACUUCCAGCCCAAGUUUUACCCCACCAGUACCAAAUAUACCCCUGAACAAUAUGCUACACUUCUCAUCAAACAAUAUUCUCGCCAAAUAAAGACUUUGUACAUGUAUGGAGCAAGGAAGGUGGCCUUGGUUGGAUUGGGACAAGUAGGCUGCGCCCCAUAUUCAAUUUCGACUGGAACAAAUGGGUCUGCGUGCGUGGAUAAAAUGAACGAUGCAGUUCAAUUUUUCAACGAAAAGCUUAAGUCUCUCGUCGAUCAGCUCAACACCAAUCUCACAGAUGCAAAAUUCAUCUAUGUUAACACUUACGGAAUGUCCGGAAGUUCAGCGGAUCGGACAACAACUGGAUUGAAGGUUUCGGACGUUAAUUGUUGUCCAGUAAAUGAAAUAGGUCAAUGUGUUCCUUCCGCAGCUCCAUGCAAGAAUAGGAGCGAGCAUAUGUUCUGGGACUUAUUCCAUCCUACUGAGAUGGCCAAUUUAGUCACUGCAAGACGAGCAUACAAUUCUUCUAACCCGUCUGACACUUACCCAAUGAAUAUUGGUCACCUAGCUAAACUUAGGCUAUAACCAUGGAGUUCUAGUAGCCAAGCACAUAAAUUUCAGAUGGAAAGUAAUAGGGCACGAAUGUUUUUUUUUUUUUUUCCUUUAGGAUGAAUAAAU